AUGGAACGAAAGUCCGGACAAGCUAACGUGCACGCCGAUCUAGUGUCGAAAGCCGAAGUCAACCUCUAUGAGGUCCUAGAAAUCACCAGCGACGCUUCCAGAGAAGAGAUCCGAAAGGCUUAUCGCAAGGCCGCGCUUGCCAGUCACCCCGACAAGGUUCCCGAAGAAGAACGCGAAGAAGCCGAAGUCAGGUUCAAGUCCGUCCAGGAAGCCUACGAUAUCCUUUACGAUGAUGACAAGCGACACCUCUACGACACGCACGGCAUGGGCGCCUUCAAUGGUUCCGGCGAGCCAGGAAUGGGCGCUGCUCCGGAUCUAGAUGACCUUCUGGCGCAGAUGUUCGGUAUGGGCGGUAUGGGGGGAAUGGGAGGUAUGGGAGGUAUGGGUGGCAUGCCCGGCGGCAUGCCCGGAGGCCAGUCGCGGAGGAGCCCCAACGAAGAGCAGAAGUACGAGGUGCGCUUGGAGGAUCUCUACAAGGGCCGCACGGUCAAAUUUGCCAGCACGAAGAACGUGAUCUGCGGGCUGUGCAAUGGUAAAGGUGGCAAGGAGAAGGCGAAGGCGAAGAAAUGUUCUACUUGUGACGGUGAAGGUUACAAGCAGAUCUUGACCCAGAUGGGCCAGUUCCUCACCCCCAAGACGGUGGCUUGCUCCACCUGUAACGGACAGGGUCAAUUCUUCAGCCCCAAGGACAAGUGCAAGAAGUGCAAGGGUCAGAAGACGACGGAGGCCAGGAAGAUGCUGGAGAUUUACAUUCCUCCCGGAGCGAGGGAGGGAGAUAAAAUCGUUCUGGAGGGUGAAGCGGACCAAGUUCCGGGCAAGGAACCGGGAGACAUUGUAUUCCACAUCGUGGAAGAAGAGCAUGCUACAUUCCGCAGGGCCGGUGCUGACCUGACGGCCGAAAUCGACGUCACUCUGGCCGAGGCGCUAGCCGGCUUCUCGCGCGUGGUCAUCAAGCACCUGGACGGACGUGGAAUCGAGCUCAAGCACCCGCAGAAACCCGGUCAGGUCCUCUCGCCCGGUCAGGUCCUGAAGAUCGCCGGCGAGGGUAUGCCCAUCAAGCGCAGCGACGCCCGCGGUGACCUGUACCUGGUGGUCAACAUCAAGUUCCCGGAUGAGAAGUGGCAGCCUAGCCCGGCCGUGCUGGAGAAGCUCAAGGAGAUGCUGCCCAAGCCGGAUCCUCUCAUCACGGCGGACACGGUGGACGAGGUCCAGUACGAUCCCAAGGGCAACCUAGAUAACUUCGGAGCCAACGACCCUCAGGGCGGCAGUGCCUGGGAAGACGAGGAGGACGAGGGCGAGACGGCGCAGUGCGCGGCCCAGUAG
This is a messenger RNA of Aspergillus melleus, 1323 nucleotides long. RefSeq names its product putative DnaJ domain protein (Mas5) (gene XDJ1). Gene Ontology annotation, cellular component: cytoplasm. The record is from RefSeq and is a predicted model, not a curated record. Gene Ontology annotation, biological process: protein refolding. NCBI's taxonomy places the organism in Eukaryota, Fungi, Ascomycota, Eurotiomycetes, Eurotiales, Aspergillaceae. Gene Ontology annotation, molecular function: Hsp70 protein binding. The transcript is spliced from 5 exons. The coding region runs from base 1 to 1323 and encodes 440 amino acids.